GAUGGGUUAUCUCCUCUCCUCUCCGCCCCUCAGCAUCACCUUGCCGCCGGAUUCGACCAUGUCCGCCGCCGCCGCCUUGGACCCUCUACUCCGGUAAUAGAAGCUUCCUUUCCCCUCACGGUGGGGCGUGGUGCCGCCCGGCGAUAGCCUGCGGAACAGGUUGCUGCUCAGGCCCUCAGCAGGACCCAGACGAGUGCGCGGAGAGGAGAGUCGUGCGGCACGGCAAGGGCGGCGUGGCAUGCGGCGGGGGGCUGGGCUGCCGCGGUAGACCAGGAAACCCAGGCGGCGGCGGCGGAAUGCGCGCUGCAGUGUCGGGACAAGCAGGCAUCCGAGGCAAAAUCGUAAAGGAAUAACAGCCUCGCAGUAGGAUCAAAGAUGUUAACUCCGGUGCAAAGCCAUGAGCUGUACCUUAGCAGCUUUGCAUGAUUCUGUAAUCAUGCAGUUGCCUCCAUGGCUCUAAAGGUUGCAUCUUGCAUUCGGUUUGCAAGACCACGCCUAUUAUGGAGCAUGCUAACAUACCACCCUUGCUCGGAUGCACCUGCUGCUCGUGCUUGCGAGGCUGCAGGGAGUUCUGCUGCGUUUGAGUCUGCAAUCCGGUCACUCAAGAACAAUCUCCAGCCAGAGAGGCUGACCCGUGUUCUUGAUUCUACUUCAGAUUUGAACUUGGCCCUUCGGAUCUUCAAAUGGGCAUCAAGUCAGAGAAUUUUUGUUCAUACGGCUGACACAUAUGCCUGCAUGAUCUCCAAGCUCGGUGCUGUUGGGAAUUGUGAUGAGAUGGACAUCCUCCUAAAGGAGAUGAUCAAAUUGAAUGUUCCUGUGUUGGAUAAAAUCUUGAACGAUCUAGUUCAAUACCUGAUUAGUAAAAACCGUUACGAUGAAGCAUUGCUGGUGGUUCAGAAUGCUUGCUCUGGGAAACUCAAGUUGUCAGUCUCAUCUUGCAAUGUUGUGUUGUGUGGUUUGGCCAAGGAAGGGAGGGGCUUGCGACCAUUCGUUCGUGCGUACAUGGAGAUUGUGAAGGCUGGAGUUCUUCCUGAUGCGGACACCUUGAAUUGGUUAAUUGAGGCCUUGUGUGGAGCUGGCCGUUUGGACCUGGCACUGAUUCAGUUUGACAGGAUGAGCAAGAAAAGAUGUACUCCAAAUAGCCAUACUUUCAAGAUACUCAUAACUGCACUUUGUUCCCAUGGCAGAGCGGAUGAAUCAGUUGAACUCUUUGAGAAGAUGCUGCAGCUGAGAUGCAUUCCUGAUAUCAGCUUUUAUUUUCAAGUGUUGCCCGUGUUUUGUAAGUUCAAUAAACCCAAGGAGGCAAGUAAAUUGCAUCAAAUGAUGAAACAAAAUGGCCUUCAGUUGGAUCUACAUUUGUAUAGUGCCUUGAUUAGAUGUCUGUGUGAGAACCGACUACUGGAUGCUGCAGUCACCACAUUUAAAGAGAUGACAGCGUCUGGUCACACACCAAUGGCAAAUACAUAUGUUAAUGUUGUAGAUUGCUACUGUACAUUCGCACAGUUCCACAAAGCUGUGAGUUUUCUUGAGGAAAAUGAUGUUGCAGAAACAGAACCAUAUAAUGUACUGCUGAGGGCAUUCGGUAAAGCCGCUAGACUGCGAGAUUCAGUUAGCUAUCUUGAGGAAUUUCAAAAAAGGGGAUUGGUUGAUUGUCAGUCAUGGAACACAGUAAUCACUCAGUUCUGUAAUGAAGGGAACAUUAGAAGAGCAUCUGAGCUUAUAGGUAGAAUGGUACUUUCUUCUUUUACAGCUGAUGAGAGUACUUAUUCUUCUGUUGUAUCAUGUUACUGCCGGUUAGGGUUGUACAAGAAUGCCCUAGAUAUGUUCAGAAAAGUCAGUGUUGGGAACUUGUUACUGAAUUCAGAAUCUUUCUCGCAGCUGGUAGAAUGUUUAUGCCACACGAAGAGGAUCCAAGAAGCUGCCGAAGUUUUUAAAUAUCACUGUAAAAGAGGUUGCAGCCUUAGAAGCAAGUCACUUGAUAUGUUAAUUCAAGGGAGCUGUAUGGCUGGAAUGAUACGUGAAGCAAUCAGAAUGCGUUCACUAGCUGUUUGCACUGGCACUUCUUGUACAUUUUCUACUUAUAACACAAUCAUCCAAGCACUAUUCCAAUUGAAGAAGGAGAAGGAUGCAUUGCUUAUCCUUGCUCAGAUGCUGAUGGAGGGUUGUGUAUUGGACAGCUAUGCAUACAAUGUUCUCUUGCGUUGCUUCCUCACCAAGGAGACAGUUCUUGAGGCAGCUAUCUUGUUCAACAGAAUGGUGAAUGAUGGCUUUGUUCCUGACCAAGAGACAUUUGAACUGUUAGUCCCUGAUAUGGCCGUGUUUUCUUUACUUAGCACGGUUUCAGAAAGUUUACUAAAAGUGGUAAAUAUAGAUGGAGUGAUGAGCCCUAGAAUUUCUAACAUUAUUAUUUAUGGCCUUAUCAAAGAAGGCUUCAAGAAUGAGGCGUGUAAGUUUCUAGAUCAAAUGCUAGACAAGGGAUGGGUACCUGAUUCAAAAACACAUAGUGUAUUGGUUGGCACCGUUGAUGGAAAGGAGGCUACAGAAGUUAACAAUGUAUAUCAAAAAACUGAUGAUGACAUUGUGAGCAACAUACUGUUGGAGGGACUAGAGUGAGAGUCUGAUGCAAAAAAGAUUAUCUUCUUCUUUUGUGCAAUAUUGAAGAGGGAGCAUUUUCAGCUCAGGCGGUCCUCAUUGAGAUAAAAUGUUGGAUGCUCAAACAACUUAGGUGCUGCAAAUGCGAGGGUGUUGGAACUAGAAAGACUUCAAGCUGACGAGAUGUUUGUAGGAGAUUAAUUGCUUCACGUGCCACCCUUUGUUGUAGUCAUUUAGCAUCCUGAUCUGGAUGUCUUCUUGACAGCUACAGCACAGUGCAGAGACGAGGUGUCGUGCUUACACGGUUGGGGCGGCGUGGUCUCAACGGAGAAACGGCGCAACGGUGGAGGGAAGAUAGCUGGAGUGGAGAAGAAGCUUGAAGACUUGGAAGAAGAUGCACAGGCCAAUUUGGUACUUUGAGCCAUGCCGGAAUACAGUGUGCAAUACACUUGGGUAGUAUUCAUGUGAAAUUGACAGGAAAUGAGGAUAAUGGCAUUUUAUGAUUGGACCUUGGACCUGUGUUUCUUUUGAAAGGAACCAUAAUUCCAUUCUUUUAAAGAAAAUCUCUUCUGUUAACCUAUCCA
Brachypodium distachyon (stiff brome) is the source of this 3176-nucleotide messenger RNA. Its product is annotated as pentatricopeptide repeat-containing protein At1g63080, mitochondrial. NCBI's taxonomy places the organism in Eukaryota, Viridiplantae, Streptophyta, Magnoliopsida, Poales, Poaceae. Bases 451 to 2613 code for a protein of 720 amino acids. Gene Ontology annotation, molecular function: protein binding. The transcript is spliced from 3 exons. The record is from RefSeq and is a predicted model, not a curated record.